This is a messenger RNA of Branchiostoma belcheri (Belcher's lancelet), 1584 nucleotides long. RefSeq names its product CD81 antigen-like. The transcript is spliced from 13 exons. The record is from RefSeq and is a predicted model, not a curated record. NCBI's taxonomy places the organism in Eukaryota, Metazoa, Chordata, Leptocardii, Amphioxiformes, Branchiostomatidae. Gene Ontology annotation, cellular component: membrane. Bases 273 to 1562 code for a protein of 429 amino acids.
UCCCUUUGUGUUAGUCAGAGACUCGAGGAUACCUGGCGUACCCUGGCACUUACGUAUCCCGGUCACGCCUUUCUUACGUCACGUAAUUACCUGCUGACGUCACAAUAGACUACACUCACCUGUGCGUGACGAUUGGUCGAUACCAGUAGACAUAAAAGAAAGCCCGCUAGGAGGUGUACAAAUUGUGAGAAGCUCAGUUGCGUUUGGGGAACAAGCCUCUGUUUGUAGUCAGCGUUUUCCUGUACAUCCCGACCGAGAAAAGAAGAGUCAAAAUGUCGUCUGGGGAGCUCAGCGGUGGUAUGAAGUGUCUGAAGUAUCUUCUGUUCCUGUUCAACCUGAUUUUCUGGAUUGCAGGCGUGGGUUUGAUCGGUGUGGGGAUCUGGGUGCUUGUGGACACUGGAACCUACAACAUCAUGAAGCUGGCUGAGGUGAACACGCUGACGCUGUACGCGGGAGGCUACGUCCUGAUCGGGGCCGGGGUCGUCACCAUGAUCGUCGGCUUCCUGGGCUGCUUCGGCGCCGUGAAGGAGAACAGCUGCCUGCUGGGAACGUUCUUCAUUUGCCUGCUACUAUUGUUGUGCUUGGAGAUCGGCAUUGGCAUCUACGCUGCGGUGCAGAAAGACAAGUUCUAUGGCGUGGUUGAGAAGGCGAUGGACGCUCUGUCCCAGACGAGUUACUCCAGCAGGGACCAGGCCUCGCGCACCAUCAUCGACUUCGUGCAGAAAAACCUGGAAUGUUGCGGUAUGAACUCCACCUCCAACUGGAACCCAAAGCCACCCUCCUGUGCAUGCACCAAGACUGUCACUCACUGUGUUGGAGGGAAUUGGAAUCGGGCGUGUAACGUGCAGGUGCGGAUGUUCCUCAUGAACAGUGCUGUCAUCAUUGCCGGGGUGGCCUGCGGCAUCGGCGCCAUCUUGCUCGCGGGAGCCGGGCUGGUUGGAGUGGGGAUCUACGUGAUGGUGGCGUACGGCGUGUCCAACGUGUUCCAGCUGCUGAACCUGAGCGAGCUGCUCGUGCGCGGCGGCGGCAUCGCGCUCAUCGUGGUCGGCGUCAUCACCAUGAUCGUCGGCUUCCUGGGCUGCUGCGGGGCCAUCAAGGAGAACCGCUGCAUGCUGGGAGCGUUUUUCACCCUCCUGCUGAUCCUGCUGAUAGCUGAGAUCGGCGUGGCCAUCUAUGCCUUCGUGCAGCGCGGACAGUUCUUCAGCCUGAUCGGCUCCGCUGUGGACACGGUGUCUACAGUGAACUACAACAACGCCGACCAAGCCUUUCAGCGCCUGGUCGACUUCACCCAGACAUACCUGAAGUGCUGCGGAAUGAACGCCACCGACAACUACAACCCCAAGCCGGACUCGUGCGACUGUGCCGCCGGCAUGGCGGCUAGCAGCAUCUGUACCGGUGGGACUUACAACCAGCCCUGCAAAACCUCCAUCAUCCAUUUCCUGAUGAGCCAGGCCCUCGUUGUGGGCGGGGUCGGCAUCGGCAUCGGGCUUACCCAGCUGAUCGGGAUGAUCUUUGCCUGCUGUCUGUUCCAUGCGAAGGGAAAAGAGGGCGACGUCGUGUAAACUACAGUCACUACAGGAGUGU